AUGGCGGCCAUUGCGCUGCCACCUCCCAAAGCGCGGCGCUCCAGCGAGGAGGCACGUGUGGUCUGCAGCGGCCAGUUGGUGCAGGAUCUGCCAUCCCUGGAGCAGAAGGCCUCAAGGCCAGGCGUCAGCAGGAUGGCAGAGACGCUCUGCAGUGUGGCCAGUGUAUCCCCGGUGCCGGGAAGGGGAGAGGAGGAGGAAGGUACUGGGUCUGCCCGAGCCUGGCAGCCUGCUGAGGUGCCUGUGCUGGUGAGGGAGAUGUACAGCUGGCUGCAGCGGAACGUGGAUGCGCCUGCCAAGAACGGGCCGGACGAGAGGCUUCUGGAGCUGGUGCGCUGGAACCAGCAUGAUGUGGUGGUGACCCUCCUGCGCUGUGCCCCGUCGUGUGACAGGGCUGCUGUGACCAUGUGGAGGGCGCUGGUGUCAGAGCGCAGCUGUGCCGAGCGAGUGCUGUGGGAGCUGCUGAGCGUGCUGGAGGAUUGGCCGCUGCACAGCACAUCCACCUCCGACGGGGACGAGACGGAGGUCGUCGUUCUGGCUGCAACCAGGGCACUGAGGGAGAUCCUCUGUGAGCGCCAGGUCCCAAAGGUGUUGGAUCAGCAUUUUCCGCCCCUCUUCCUGGCUCUGCUCUUUCAAGUGUACUGCACCAUAAAGGAGGAGGCAGAGGAGAUCGAUGCGUACUGGAGGAAAUACGUCGCGCAAGUCAGCCUUCCCACCAGCCCUAGCAGAUUCGUGGUGCAGACGGUGAAAGCGCUGCUCUGCAGUUUCGGUUAUGAGGAUGUGGUGUUCAGAGUGGAGCACAAGCAUGGCUGGGACACUCUGCUGCACCCCAAGAGCCACCCCUACGCGAUGGGUCUGCUGGCCAGAGAGAUGUGCAUGGUGAAGGAUUAUUUCUGUCACCGCGUGGCGCUCCAGCUUUUGGAUGUGCUGAACCUGGACGAGCCGUGCCUGGAGGUCCCUGCCAUGGCGUUCUUUGUCAAGCUCCUGGCCUGCCCUGACGUGGUGGAAUUGCACGAGCGUGCCCUGAAGCUCUUCCCGAUGUUCGUGCUCAGCCCGCGCAUUGAGAUGCGUCGCCUGGUGCUGCAAGGGCUCUUCACCCUGAGCCAAAGACCUGAGAUGGCUGAAAGAAUGGGGUUCUUGCUGCCGAAACUCCUGGAGGUCCUGGACGACGCAGAUACGGAGGUGGUCGAGAUGACCCUCUCUGUGCUUGGCAAGAUGCUGGAGCAGAGGGACGUGGCAAUUGCUGGCCCUGUCGUCGUGCAGCUGUCUGAGAAGCUGCAGCCGCUCUUUGACAACGAGUCCGCCUCCAUCAAAGUUCUCUCCUUCCAACUCUUCCGGGACGUGAUGGAGCUUUUAGUGGCAGUGGACAGGAAGGCAACAAAGAGACAGGUGCGCCGGAACCUGCUGCCGCUGCUCUUCCACGUCUAUGAUGAGAACCAGCCUGUGGCAGAGGCCUCCCGGGAAACCCUGCUUCAAGCCACCGAGCUGCUGAAGCUGAGGAAGCUGAGGAAGAAGCUGAAGAGCGGGCAGAUCUACAAGUUGGGCAAGUGCCUGCUGGCAGAGGACAGGAGCAGAAGAGAAGAUUACCUGUACCAGGCCCUGCCGUACCUGCAGAGCCCCCAGGAGUCCCUGCGAGAGGCGGCCGUCGUGUUUUUUGGGCACCUUGGUCGGAGCGUGAGGGGACAGCCGGAAGAGCAGCAGACCGUCUACCAGGCCCUCAGAUGCAUGAGAAACGACAUCAGCCAAUCCGUCUCAGACUUAGCAGCUGAUACCCUGUUUGUCCUGAGAAGUGAAGAAAGCAAUCGUACCUUUGGAUACAGGCUGCAGGUGCCUGUGCUGGUGAGGGAGAUGUACAGCUGGCUGCAGCGGAACGUGGAUGCGCCUGCCAAGAACGGGCCGGGCGAGAGCCUUCUGGAGCUGGUGCGCUGGAACCAGCAUGAUGUGGUGGUGACCCUCCUGCGCUGUGCCCCGUCGUGUGACAGGGCUGCUGUGACCAUGUGGAGGGCGCUGGUGUCAGAGCGCAGCUGUGCCGAGCGAGUGCUGUGGGAGCUGCUGGGCGUGCUGGAGGAUUGGCCGCUGCACAGCACAUCCACCUCCGACGGGGACGAGACGGAGGUCAUCGUUCUGGCUGCAACCAGGGCACUGAGGGAGAUCCUCUGUGAGCGCCUGGUCCCAAAGGUGUUGAAUCAGCAUUUUCCGCCCCUCUUCCUGGCUCUGCUCUUUCAAGUGUACUGCACCAUAAAGGAGGAGGCAGAGGAGAUCGAUGCGUACUGGAGGAAAUACGUCGCGCAAGUCAGCCUUCCCACCAGCCCUAGCAGAUUCAUGGUGCAGACGGUGAAAGCGCUGCUCUGCAGUUUCGGUUAUGAGGAUGUGGUGUUUAGAGUGGAGCACAAGCAUGGCUGGGACACUCUGCUGCACCCCAAGAGCCACCCCUACGCGAUGGGUCUGCUGGCCAGAGAGAUGUGCAUGGUGAAGGAUUAUUUCUGUCACCGCGUGGCGCUCCAGCUUUUGGAUGUGCUGAACCUGGACGAGCCGUGCCUGGAGGUCCCUGCCAUGGCGUUCUUUGUCAAGCUCCUGGCCUGCCCUGACGUGGUGGAACUGCACGAGCGUGCCCUGAAGCUCUUCCCGAUGUUCGUGCUCAGCCCGCGCAUUGAGAUGCGUCGCCUGGUGCUGCAAGGGCUCUUCACCCUGAGCCAAAGACCUGAGAUGGCUGAAAGAAUGGGGUUCUUGCUGCCGAAACUCCUGGAGGUCCUGGACGACGCAGAUACGGAGGUGGUCGAGAUGACCCUCUCUGUGCUUGGCAAGAUGCUGGAGCAGAGGGACGUGGCAAUUGCUGGCCCUGUCGUCGUGCAGCUGUCUGAGAAGCUGCAGCCGCUCUUUGACAACGAGUCCGCCUCCAUCAAAGUUCUCUCCUUCCAACUCUUCCGGGACGUGAUGGAGCUUUUAGUGGCAGUGGACAGGAAGGCAACAAAGAGACAGGUGCGCCGGAACCUGCUGCCGCUGCUCUUCCACGUCUAUGAUGAGAACCAGCCUGUGGCAGAGGCCUCCCGGGAAACCCUGCUUCAAGCCACCGAGCUGCUGAAGCUGAGGAAGCUGAGGAAGAAGCUGAAGAGCGGGCAGAUCUACAAGUUGGGCAAGUGCCUGCUGGCAGAGGACAGGAGCAGAAGAGAAGAUUACCUGUACCAGGCCCUGCCGUACCUGCAGAGCCCCCAGGAGUCCCUGCGAGAGGCGGCCGUCGUGUUUUUUGGGCACCUUGGUCGGAGCGUGAGGGGACAGCCGGAAGAGCAGCAGACCGUCUACCAGGCCCUCAGAUGCAUGAGAAACGACAUCAGCCAAUCCGUCUCAGACUUAGCAGCUGAUACCCUGUUUGUCCUGAGAAGUGAAGAAAGCAAUCGUACCUUUGGAUACAGGCUGCAGGGGCUGUACCCGCAACAGCCUUCAAAACGCAACAGCUUGCUCAACAGCCGUUAA
Molecule: messenger RNA, 3468 nt
Organism: Cuculus canorus (common cuckoo)
Lineage: Eukaryota; Metazoa; Chordata; Aves; Cuculiformes; Cuculidae
Exons: 27
Coding region: 1-3468 (1155 amino acids)
Cellular component (GO): cytoplasm
Source: RefSeq, a predicted model, not a curated record